AUGGGUCUCCGGGUCGGUGUCAUCGUCUGCGCGACGAGCUUUCUACUAGGGUGCUUCCUCUCGCAUUGGAUUGCCGAUUCAGUGACCUUGUGGCAGGUGCCCCUGACGGAUGAGCACCUCCAGGUAGCAGCAGAUUACUAUGCAAUUUUAUCAACUAUGCCUAUAUACAUGAGACUUGUAUUCGUUAUGAUCGGCUUCGUUUCUGCCAUCGCAUUGUCGUUGAACCUCCUCGAUGGUCGGGCCGGGAACAUCAUGUUUGAUGGAGGAAGCGUGUUUUUGUGCUUCUGUACUCUUGUGGUGUGGUUCUGGUCAUGUCUCCCUAGUGAGUGUGCAUCAAAUAUCGAAAAACUCGUACCGAGGCGACAGUUCGAAACCCCCUUUCCUGCAGAGUAUCGCGAGGACAUCCUUGAAAUCGCGUCGAAGAAUCUCGUCUGUAGUGUCGCCCUAACGGGCGUCAUGCUACUUCAAGCCGGCCGAGAGUGGGCUGAGGUCAAAGCUCCACAACCGACACCCUCUUCCCUUUCUGGCGCCGAGGAUCCGUCGACAGAAAUUCAAAUAUCCGAACAAAGCAGAGGAGAUUCUGCUGUCGUUGACGAGGUGCAUCUCCAUCCACUGGAUGCUGGCAAAUUGCAACUCAAAAACGCGUGGCGGGGCCGUCGACGAAGCCACCAUGAUCAUUUGGACCAGGAUGUUGAUGACUCUGCAUCCAAUGCGUCUGGAUCAAGCAACACGCGCCGAUCUCGGAGCCCCCGCAAACGGGAAGCCAGCAGCCGUCAAAAGCGGUCUGGCAUGCAAUUGCGGAAACGUGUAUCUGGACCUGAUCAAGCGAGCAGCUCCACUUAA
This is a messenger RNA of Cantharellus anzutake, 843 nucleotides long. Its product is annotated as ER membrane protein SH3-domain-containing protein. The transcript is spliced from 4 exons. The record is from RefSeq and is a predicted model, not a curated record. Gene Ontology annotation, cellular component: endoplasmic reticulum membrane. Lineage: Eukaryota; Fungi; Basidiomycota; Agaricomycetes; Cantharellales; Hydnaceae. Gene Ontology annotation, biological process: endoplasmic reticulum to Golgi vesicle-mediated transport. Bases 1 to 843 code for a protein of 280 amino acids.